This is a messenger RNA of Erinaceus europaeus (western European hedgehog), 3128 nucleotides long. It is a transcript of the gene CUNH1orf226, whose product is annotated as chromosome unknown C1orf226 homolog. Lineage: Eukaryota; Metazoa; Chordata; Mammalia; Eulipotyphla; Erinaceidae. The record is from RefSeq and is a predicted model, not a curated record. The transcript is spliced from 3 exons. The coding region runs from base 1020 to 1715 and encodes 231 amino acids.
CUGUUUCUCUGUCUCUGAUUCUGUGACACUCUCUUCUUCUGUCACUGUCUCUUUCUGUCUCUGAUUCGGUGUCACUUUUCUGUUUCUGUCUCUGUCACUGUUUGUCUCUAUCUGUGUCUCUCUGUUUUUAUCUUUUUGUUUCUGACUGUCACUGUCUCUGUGGGCUUCUGUCUUGUCACUCUGUCUCUGUCUCUGGAAAUGCAGAUGUGUUUUUGAAUGACUUCAGGUAAGCUACAGAGAGGACGUCCCUCUGGCUUCCCUCUGGAAACCCCCAGUGUGCUUGCUGAGAAGGGGAUGUGUUUGGGUGGCUGCCAUGUCUCUGUGCAGGUGAUUGAGCCAUGGCUGGUGGCUGCCUCCUGCUCUCAUGGGUACUCAUGGGCCCCAGAGUGUCCUGAUCACCUGUUCCCAGUGUCACUUUUGCUGGUUGGCAGGAGAAAGGGCACAAACAGAAGACACUCAGGCCACAGGACAGGUACCAGCUAGAUUCUCAGGGUAUCCUGUAUGCGGGUGGCCUUGUUGGUAUUCUGUAUGUGGGAGGGGGGCUCUCCCUGCAGUGUGGGAGUGGGUGAGCAUGGGUUUGAGCUAUCUGCCCAUCUAGCUCUGUACAGAGGUUUGCAGGAUGGUGUGGAGGGUGCUGGUCGCUGGGCUGGGAAGCCCUUGCUGCAUGCUGGGCCCAUGAGAACCAGGUGGAGUGUGAGUCGCCACCACAUGCUCCUCAGACUUUGGGGGUGUUUUGAGUUGCAUCUGACCAGUGUGGGGUUCAGUCCACCAAAUUAUUGGGGCCACUCCAGAGGCUGCCCCCCCCAGUCCACUGGCAAAAUUUUGCAAAUGCACUUGGCUUUGGUUUUGGUCCUGCAAAAGUCUGUGGGAGCCUGGGCCCCCCAGGGCAGGGAGGACACUCAGAGAUGGAGGACCUGUCCAGCAGGUGGUGCUGCAGUUCGGUCACUACAUAAACUGUGUCUCUCUUGUUUGUCUCCCUACGUGCCUCCGAGCCCCUUUCCUGGACAGUGGACCACAGCAUGUUCGAGAACGUGAACGCAGCCCUGACACCCAAGCUGCAGGCUAGCCACUCAGUGCCUCACCUCUCCUGGCCAGCAGCCCCCAGUGCCCUGCGCUACCUGGGCAAGACUGUGGGCACCAAGGUCAAUGACCUCCUGCGGAGGAAGGAAGCCUGGGGCCCUGUUGGCCUAGGCUCGAUGGAGGUCAACCGGACAGCAGGAUUCCAGCUAGCCAGAGGGGCUGACAUGGAGGAUGAGGACAGGUCAUCCCCGCCAGAGGCCUUCCCGCGGCUGGACCCCCCACCCCCCAUCACCAGGAAGCGGACCCCGCGGGCACUGACCACCCCUCAGGACAUGCUCAUCUCCUCCCAGCCUGUGCUGAAUAGCCUGGAUGGGGGUGCUGAGCCUCCCAACUCCUCUUCCACCUCACAGACAGACCCCGCAGACCCCACGCCAGUGCUGGGGAUCCCCACGGAGGGGGACCACAGGGACAUGGGCAUGGCGAAUGGGGAGGUGACACUGUCGGUGCCGGACCUCAUCCACCAGGACAGCCAGGAGGCACCCAAGGGCCGCAGGAGCUCCGAUGCUGGCCUCAAACUCAGCCUCAACCCCACCAGCCCCAUCCCAUGGCUGGAAAACAGCAGCCCCCCUGCCCAGCCACUGACCCCCAGCCUGGAGCCUGAGGGGCCUCACCCUGACCUGCUGUCCUUCGAGUAGAGACUGCUUUCCCAUCAUGCACCCCACUCUCUGCUUCUCUCCAGGUGUGGGGGUGGGGUAGGGGGGAGGCAGCUCUGAGUGGCCAGGAGGUGUCCUAACAGUUGACCUGUGCUCAGGCAUGGCCAGAGGCCAGGGAUCGGUUCUCACCCCUAAUUUCCUAAGUUCUUUGGGGGAGCUGGCUCAGUGCAUGGGUGCUGGGCCUCCCUGCACCCCAGUUCCUGGUGAAUUUGGGGGGGCCCUAUGGGACCCUUUCUACCCCACCCCCAGGUCCUUCCUUCUACCCGGGGAUGGGCCCAACAGGAAUGAGCGAUUUGCUUGAUGAUGGGCUCAAGCCCUGAAAGCCACACUCUGACCCACCCCCCCAGGAAAGGAAGACCCCAAGGUUGCCUGUAUCUUAUCUGCAGACGUGAAUUCUGGAUGGGUCUCCUGACUUAAGAGGGCCACCCCCUCUAUCCAGAAGGAGUGCUGGGACAGGGUCUUCUUCCCUGGGCUACUGCAUGGGGCAGGAUACAAUCGUAGGGGGGUGGGGGGGAGGGGGAAGGGGAGCUGUCGGGGCGGGCAGGACACACUGUCAAGGUGUACCUGACACAACCUUCUCCUCCACCCCUUUCAAAGCAAGGCUUCCUCAGUGCUCACUGGGAACUGCCCCUUCCUCACAAGGUGUGUGAUCCCAUGGGGGAGGGGAGGAGCCACAGAGUCCCCAUCUCCCCCCAGAACCUCAGGGAACCCUAAGGUCCCCGGUACUGAGAACAUGCCAGGUGAGGGAGUGCAGGAUGAGGUGAGCCUGUACACUGGGGGGUUCUGCCUCUCUGGGGGUGGGGGAUGGAUCACAGUGGCUCCCUAGGCCUUGCAUGGUGGGGAGGAAGCUACUUUCCACUCCAUUCUCACCCAACCCUCCAGGUCCCAGCCUCAGCCCUGGGGCCUCCAGUGGCCUAUGACUACGUCCCUUGUCCUGCAGCCUGGCCCAGAUGUAGCAGGAGUGCUUGGUGCUAAGGUUUUGUGUCCCCCAACAUGGCCAAAACCCAGCACCACCCUCGGGCCCCCAAUUUCCAGUGUCUUUUUCAGCACCCUGACCUUCCCUCUCUCUCUCUCUCUCUCUCUCUCUCUCUCUCUCACACACACACACACACACACACACACACACACACACUCAGCCCUGGCUUCCUCCUCUCCCUCCAUGUCCCUGUCCUACACAUCCAACCCUGAGAUGUAACAGACUGUCUUCCAGAAUAUGUAAGAGGCUGUGUGUCAGGAGUGCCACUUGGGUAGGAGGGACAGACGUGUCACCUGCUGACCUGCCUGGCAAAUACUGUGUCCCCCAUCUGAGUCUUUUUCUAGAGGUUUUUCUAUUUAUAUUUUGUGUCAGGCUCUGGUAGGAAAGAAACCAUUCAAUAAAAGAAGGUUUUGGUCUUG